Molecule: messenger RNA, 1308 nt
Organism: Patiria miniata (bat star)
Lineage: Eukaryota; Metazoa; Echinodermata; Asteroidea; Valvatida; Asterinidae
Product: tetratricopeptide repeat protein 22-like
Exons: 1
Coding region: 1-1308 (435 amino acids)
Molecular function (GO): protein binding
Source: RefSeq, a predicted model, not a curated record
AUGUCGUCUGCUGAUGAGUUUGGUCUCUUUCGCCUUCCUUUGACGCUGAAUAAAGGCCACGUCGAUUUGAAGGUGGCUGAACGUUUAUUUGCAACCAAAAACAGGUAUCUUGAGCGAUUCACAGAAAGCCGACCUGAGCAUUAUGCCAACUGGAAUCUUCUUGGGAUGCUUGCCUUUCGGCUUGGUCAGUUUGAAGAAGCUUUACAGUACCUGGAUAAAGUCCUCUCUUCAGGCAAUGACCCUGAUAAUUUGAAUGCUCUUGCAAACCGCAAGUACAUCUGCGAGAAACUGUACCUGUUCACCGAGGCACGAGAUUGCGAGCAGAAGAUUGCAAGGCUGCUCGGACAGCCUGAUACAAAAGAAGGAAAAAGACGACUGAGAAUGCUACGUGCUCGAAGUAUUUCUGAACAGGCAUUCGCCUUCACAAACGAAAUCUUUGAAGAGUCGGUGACCAACAAAAAGGAUCGGAAAUCUUUUGACCUGUAUCAGGCAGCGAUUGAGCUGGCGGGAGAAGACGUCGCACAAUCCGAGCGUGAAGACUGGUUUUUCGAAUCAGGGUUAGCCUGUAAAAGAAUCUAUGGACAGAUAAAGUGGGACAAGUCCAAAAAAGAUGAAGUUAAACAGUUUUACCAAGAUGCAGUCAACAAUUUUAUCACAAUCGUUCAAAUCAGCGAUGAUGAGGAUCGGAAAAGCGGUGCUUGGAGACAUCUUGGAGACUUGUUCCACCAACCGAGAGACCUGCUUCCGUCCAUCCCUGAAACUUAUCGAGACUUCCUAGACCAACCAAACAAAUGCUUCGAAAAAGCUCUGUCUCUCUCCCCAAAUGAUCCAAAAGUUCUUAACAGUCAGGCAAAGCACUUUAAAGGUAAGAGAAACCAGAGCAAAGCUUUGUCUUUUCUACAAAAAUCCAUUGACCUGGUUGACUCAGAAUUCAAUCUCAGCGCACACAGGUCCAGAGCAAAAAUUUAUCUCUCCCAAUACAAGCAGCAACUCAAAGACUACGAAAAAUCUCGCGUUCCCUCAGAGAAACGUCCGGAUGAAACCUUACUGACACGGGCUAAAGAAGACCUCUCAUUGACCAUUAAAGACGUUUCUAAACCAUGGUACAAAGAAUCAAUGGCAGAAGUAUUGUAUUACACGGCAAGUCUUGCUAACGGGCGGUUAUAUCCUGGAAGAAAAGACGUCAUGCAGCAAGCUCUAAUGUACUGCGCCCAAGCCGUGGAAACUGCAGAUGGUUCAAAAAGAUCAAAAGUCCAUGAAUUGAGAGGCAAGGUCUCUGUGCCAUGGGAGAGCAUCAGGCGGCCUUAG